CAGUGGGGACCGGGCCUAGAACCUGGACUGAGACACGGGACGGGCCGCGGCUCCCAACCGAGUGGGGGCGGGCGGGGUCCAGGUUAAUACAGAAAUCAGCCUCCUGGGCCAUGCCGUUUCUAAAGCGUGUUUCUUAUGAGCCCCCGCAGAAGACAGACGCGCCAGUUCUCACAGUGGAUGACUUUUCCUGCCUAAACAAGAGAUCGGAUAGUACCUUGGAUCUGUCCAUCACCAGACCCGUAGCUCAAUAAGUCAGCUGAAUGAAGGGAUGUAACAGACCCCUGGGAGGGACACUGAAGCUUGCAGUGUGGGGGGGGAGGGGCCUGGACACACCCCUUCCCCCCCAGACUCCUCCCCCUCAGAGUCCACUCAGCCAUGGACUUUGGACCUGGAUAAGAGGAGAAAAGCUGAACUUUGGUGGAUCUGAUUUGGGACUCACAGUUUUGGAAAUGGAGUGCUGGAUGGGGGUUUGAUGAUCUCCAGGGGAGCAGCUGAGAGAAGAGAAGAAAGGUAAGGUGCUGGCUGACUUUAGCCCUGAGGUGUGAUAUUUGAUUUUUAAAAUCAGUAAUCUCAGGGCAGUUUGGUUUGAGGAAUGGGAGGUAGAUGAUCUCCCCCCCAACCCUAAACUCCGGAUGGAAGAUUGGAAACGAAAUCUGUCAGGUGCAUGGCUCCUUCCUAAUCCUGUAGCCCAGAGGACACAUCCCUAGAAGCGUGGGUGAGUAAGCCCAGCAAGCCAAGGGCAGCCUUGAGCCUUCCCCUUGCCUGCCCUCCCCUGUGGGGGCCAGGAUGCUGAAGAAGCAGUCUGCAGGGCUUGUGCUGUGGGGUGCUAUACUCUUUGUGGCCUGGAACGCCCUGCUGCUCCUCUUCUUCUGGACACGUCCAACGCCUGGCAGGCCACCUUCAGAUGAUGCUCUUGAUGACGAUCCUGCCAGCCUCGCCCGUGAGGUGAUCCGCCUGGCCCAGGAUGCUGAGGUGGAAUUGGAGCGUCAGCGGGGGCUGUUGCAGCAGAUCAGGGAGCACCAUGCUCUAUGGAGCCAGCGGUGGAGGGUGCCCACUGCAGCCCCUCCUGUCCGGCCACAUGUGCCUCUGACCCCACCACCAGUUGUGAUCCCCAUCCUGGUCAUUGCCUGUGACCGCAGUACUGUCCGGCGCUGCCUGGACAAGCUGCUGCAUUAUCGGCCCUCAGCUGAGCACUUCCCCAUCAUUGUCAGCCAGGACUGUGGGCACGAGGAGACAGCCCAGGUCAUCGCCUCCUACGGCAGUGCAGUCACACACAUCCGGCAGCCCGACCUGAGCAACAUUGCUGUGCCACCUGACCACCGCAAGUUUCAGGGAUACUACAAGAUCGCACGGCACUAUCAUUGGGCACUGGGCCAGAUCUUCCACAACUUCAAGUUCCCAGCAGCUGUGGUGGUGGAGGAUGAUCUAGAGGUGGCUCCAGACUUCUUCGAGUACUUCCAGGCUACCUAUCCACUGCUGAGGGCCGACCCUUCCCUCUGGUGUGUGUCUGCUUGGAAUGAUAACGGCAAGGAACAGAUGGUGGACUUGAGCAAGCCUGAGCUACUCUACCGCACAGAUUUUUUUCCUGGCCUGGGCUGGCUGCUAUUGGCUGAGCUCUGGGCUGAGCUGGAGCCCAAGUGGCCCAAGGCCUUUUGGGAUGACUGGAUGCGCAGGCCCGAGCAGCGGAAGGGGCGAGCCUGUGUGCGCCCUGAAAUCUCCAGAACAAUGACCUUUGGCCGCAAGGGUGUGAGCCAUGGGCAGUUCUUUGACCAGCACCUCAAGUUCAUCAAGCUGAACCAGCAGUUCGUGCACUUCACCCAGCUGGACCUUUCAUACCUGCAGCGGGAAGCCUACGACCGGGAUUUCCUUGCCCGUGUCUAUGGUGCUCCCCAGCUACAGGUGGAGAAAGUGAGGACCAAUGAUCGGAAGGAGCUGGGGGAGGUGCGGGUGCAGUACACAGGCAGGGACAGCUUCAAGGCCUUUGCCAAGGCCCUGGGUGUCAUGGAUGACCUCAAGUCGGGUGUCCCCAGGGCUGGCUACCGGGGCAUUGUCACCUUCCAGUUCCGGGGCCGCCGCAUCCACCUAGCGCCCCCACAAACCUGGGAUGGCUAUGAUCCUAGCUGGAAUUAGCAGUGUCUGCCUGUCCCUCCUGGGCCCCUUCCUUGCCAUAUCAUGAGCUGGGAUGGGACCACAGUCCCCAGGCUGCAUUGUCCUGUCUGUUUCCCUCUCGGGUCCAAUUUAUCUUUUUUUUUUUUUUUUUUUCCCUCUCUUUUUCAAGUGGCAUUCGAGUGCACAGAUGAUAAAGUGAGGGUUAUUAUCCUGUUCUCAAGGGAGUCAGAUCAGGGCAACCAUUCUGGAGUAUGUUGGGUACCACUGUGUGGUAGGGGGAGACUUGGGCUUGUUGGAGACGGAAGUGUCCAUGUCUUGACUUUUCUCCUAAGGCAUCUGCAGAGAAGUUGGCACUCUUGACUGGGCCUCUUGUCCCUGACCUAGCCCUUCUAGCCAGGGCAUGAGCCCUCUUCCUGCACCUAUUGCCUUCCUCACCUUCCCCCAAUGGGGGGUUGGGUUAUGGGAGAAGAGGACAUAUUUAUGGCCAAAAGGAGACUAACCAAAGGGUUUCACCAUCAGGAUCAGGGUAGAGCUGUUAGGUUGUCAGGGUUUACUGCCUCCCGCCCUUCUCCUUAUCCCUGACCUUCUCUCAGCUCUUUUCCUGCAGCCUAGCAAUUUGUGGUUCUAAGAUGAAAAGUGGAAGGGGAAAAGCAAGCCCUCUCCUCAGCUCAUGCCCAGCUGUUGGGAGGAAAGGUGAUGGGAGGGCAGCCUCAUUGUGCUGGGGCAACUCCUACCUUGUCUUGCCUCAAAAAUACAAUCCCCUCCCCCCAUCCUUUCUAAAAAUCAGUCCCCUCCCUGUCGCUUUAGGAGGGUUCCCUGCUGGCUUGGUCAAAGACAGAAUUAGCUCCUGUGUCCCCUUUCCUCCUAGGGUUUGGUGCACAGGCUCCUCCCCAGGAGAAGGGCCACACUCAUGGUGACAAGGACGUGACCAGGAUGACUCUGGGCCUGGACCAGGUGCUGCCCAGCCUGCCACCGUCCCCCCAAGCAUUCACAUGUCCUAACAGGCGUGGAUACAGGUGGCAGGUUGGAGAGGAAUUUGUGUGUUUUUGUUUCUUGCCUGACCUCAGUUUAAUGGAGGAAAGUGGAAACUACAGAAUUAUUUUUAAAAAUAAAGGCUGAAU
Cynocephalus volans (Philippine flying lemur) is the source of this 3230-nucleotide messenger RNA. It is a transcript of the gene MGAT1, whose product is annotated as alpha-1,3-mannosyl-glycoprotein 2-beta-N-acetylglucosaminyltransferase. The transcript is spliced from 4 exons. Gene Ontology annotation, cellular component: Golgi apparatus. Lineage: Eukaryota; Metazoa; Chordata; Mammalia; Dermoptera; Cynocephalidae. Gene Ontology annotation, molecular function: alpha-1,3-mannosylglycoprotein 2-beta-N-acetylglucosaminyltransferase activity. The coding region runs from base 787 to 2130 and encodes 447 amino acids. Gene Ontology annotation, biological process: protein N-linked glycosylation. The record is from RefSeq and is a predicted model, not a curated record.